AUGAAUUCAUUUCCGAUCAGCGAACAAGAUAAGGACGAAUUCCUCAACUAUUUGGACCAACAUGGUAUUUUGGAUAAACUGACCGACGUACUAAUCAUGUUGCAUAGCGAACAAGAACCACCCAUAGAUCCCGUCGAAUACGUGAGGAGGAAUAUGUACGUGGACAACCCGGACAUUGAGGAAAUAAUCGACUUGAAAACCCAGAUCCAGAACGCCGGCGUUGAGCUGGCUGAGCUUCAGAGGACCAGGGACGAACUCAGAGCUCAGCUGGAACAAUAUCAACACGAAUCGCAACAGGACGAGGAUUACGAGGGAGAACUGGGCAGAGUGUCAGACAACGGAGACUACGUUGAUACCGCCGCAUAUUAAAAACCCUCGGGCAUCUGGUCACCGGUUCGCUGUCACAUAAUAUAUUAAAUACAUAGUAACUUACUAAUGAUAAUUAUGUGGUCGUAUGAUUUGUAUUUAUUUUUUUUUUAUCACAACUGCGAGUCUGCGACGAACCUGCAAUCAAUGCAAUCGGAUGUCUAACCAUCGACGGUUAUAACUUAUAACGAAUAUAAUAUCCGCCAACAGAGCCAAUGCCUGAAUCGAUCAGUAAUGUACUAAUGUACUCCAUACCUCUAUGUAUGAUUCGUUUUUCUGUAAUUUCCUUAUAGUCUUUCACUUCCCAAAUGUACCAUCAACAGUUCCAAUUUGCUACCAUAAACCACUUCUGAAGUUGAACAUCAAAG
Molecule: messenger RNA, 734 nt
Organism: Myzus persicae (green peach aphid)
Lineage: Eukaryota; Metazoa; Arthropoda; Insecta; Hemiptera; Aphididae
Exons: 3
Coding region: 1-369 (122 amino acids)
Biological process (GO): regulation of DNA-templated transcription
Cellular component (GO): nucleus
Molecular function (GO): transcription coactivator activity
Source: RefSeq, a predicted model, not a curated record